This is a messenger RNA of Symphalangus syndactylus (siamang), 9836 nucleotides long. It is a transcript of the gene ZNF782, whose product is annotated as zinc finger protein 782. Gene Ontology annotation, biological process: regulation of DNA-templated transcription. Lineage: Eukaryota; Metazoa; Chordata; Mammalia; Primates; Hylobatidae. The record is from RefSeq and is a predicted model, not a curated record.
GUGCAGCCAGAGCCCCGCCUCCUCAUUUGGGUUCUCGAGACUCCCGGGAAGCUGUUUGGGAAGCUCGGGGGUCGGCUGGGAAAGUAGAGGGAGCGCAGCUGGGGCGGGAGGACAGCGUUUGUGCCCGGAAGCGGGAGAGGAAGCGGGAAGUUCGUGGGAUCCCCGACCCCAGCGUCAGUGGGUGCGACCGGGCGGGCCCUCGGCCUUCCCGGCCCGUGGAGAGGGACUUCGGCCGCUGGCUCCCGGGGCGGCUGAGGCUGAGCACUGGUCCGGAGCAGGUGCCGGGUGCGGGCCGCGGUGUGCGGGACGGGAGCCUGGCGCGAGCGGCGGCGGGAGGAGAAAGCGCAUUUGUAACGCGGGCGACAACGUGCCCGAAAUCCCCGGACGGUGGGUCUGCAUCGAGACCCCGAGCUCUGGAGCUGGAAAAACCCGGAUGCCAUACUGCUGUUAACACAUGUGACACUGGAGACUUUGUCCCUACCUCAUAGAAUCCCAGCAUGAUGAUACAUGAAGGGUCUUCCGUGGUUAUCUACUUCUGAUUCUUUUGAAAGCUUUAAAGACAUUGGGCAUGAAAGGUUCAGUGAGUUUCCGGGGAUCCCUCGUUUGUGGCAGAGCCAGGAGGAAAACAGUUCCGUGCAUUCUUUCACAGCUGAGGCUUUACAGUUCUCUAUACUCUCCCAAGAUCCACAGAAAAUGAACACAUUUCAGGCGUCAGUGUCAUUCCAGGACGUGACUGUGGAAUUCAGCCAGGAGGAGUGGCAGCACCUGGGCCCUGUUGAGAGGACCCUGUACAGAGAUGUGAUGCUGGAGAACUACAGCCACCUCGUCUCAGUGGGGUACUGCUUUACAAAACCAGAACUGAUCUUCACAUUGGAACAAGGAGAAGAUCCAUGGUUAUUAGAGAAAGAGAAAGGAUUUCUAAGCAGGAACUCCCCAGAAGACUCCCAACCUGAUGAAAUCUCAGAGAAGAGCCCAGAAAAUCAAGGCAAACAUUUGUGGCAAGUUUUAUUCACCAGUAAAUUAUUGACUACAGAGCAAGAAAUUUCAGGAAAACCACAUAAUCGAGACAUAAACAUUUUUCCUGCAAGAAUGAUGCCUUGUAAAUGUGGCACUGCAGGGUCUGCUUGCCAGGGUCUCAGCCUGAUGGCCCCACACUGUCAGUAUUCAAAAGAAAAGGCUCAUGAGCAUAAUGUUUGUGACAAACGGUUCAUCAAUAUUAAGGAUGGCAGAACUAACACUCAAGAGAAAUCUUUCGCUUAUAGUAAAAUUGUGAAAACCCUCCGUCAUAAGGAGGAAGUUAUUCAACAUCAGACAAUUCAGACUUUGGGGCAAGAUUUUGAAUAUAAUGAAAGUAGAAAAGCUUUUCUUGAAAAGGCUGCCCUUGUUACAUCUAACAGUACCCACCCAAAAGGAAAAUCUUACAAUUUCAAUAAAUUUGGGGAAAACAAAUAUGAUAAAUCAACCUUUAUUAUUCCUCAGAACAUUCAUCCAGAGAAGAGUCACUAUGAGUUUAAUGAUACUGGAAAUUGUUUCUGUAGAAUCACUCACAAAACUCUCACAGGAGGGAAAUCCUUCAGCCAAAAGUCACACGUUAGAGAAUGUCAUAGAAUUCAUAUAGGAGUGAAACCCUUUGAAUAUGGAAAAAGUUUCAACCGUAAUUCAACCCUCCCAAUGCAUCAGAGAACUCAUGCAACAGAUAAAUACUCUGAUUAUCACCCAUGUACAGAGACAUUCAGCUACCAGUCAACUUUCAGUGUACAUCAGAAGGUUCACAUAAGGGCAAAACCCUAUGACUAUAAUGAAUGUGGGAAAUCCUGCUCUAUGAAUUCACGCUUGAUUUGGCCUCAGAAAAGUCACACAGGGGAGAAACCCUAUGAAUGUCGUGAAUGCGGGAAAGCCUUCAGUGAGAAGUCACGCCUAAGAAAACAUCAGAGAACUCACACGGGAGAGAAACCAUAUAAAUGUGAUGGAUGUGAGAAAGCUUUCAGUGCAAAGUCAGGCCUAAGAAUACACCAGAGAACCCACACAGGGGAGAAACCAUUCAAAUGUCAUGAAUGUGGGAAAUCUUUUAACUAUAAGUCAAUCCUCAUAGUGCAUCAGAGAACUCACACAGGGGAGAAACCUUUUGAAUGUAAUGAAUGUGGGAAAUCUUUCAGCCAUAUGUCGGGCCUAAGGAAUCAUCGAAGAACUCACACAGGGGAAAGACCAUAUAAAUGUGAUGAAUGUGGAAAGGCUUUCAAACUGAAGUCAGGCCUGAGGAAACAUCAUAGAACACACACAGGGGAGAAGCCCUACAAAUGUCAUCAGUGUGGAAAAGCUUUCGGUCAGAAAUCACAACUCAGAGGACAUCAUAGAAUUCACACAGGGGAAAAACCCUAUAAAUGUAAUCAUUGUGGGGAAGCUUUCAGUCAGAAAUCAAACCUCAGAGUACAUCACAGAACUCAUACUGGGGAGAAACCCUAUCAAUGUGAGGAGUGUGGAAAAACUUUCAGGCAGAAAUCAAAUCUCAGAGGGCAUCAGAGAACUCACACUGGGGAGAAGCCCUAUAAAUGUAAUGAAUGUGGAAAAGCUUUCAGUGAGAAGUCAGUCCUAAGAAAACAUCAGCGAACUCACACUGGGGAGAAACCAUAUAAUUGUAAUCAGUGUGGGGAAGCUUUCAGUCAGAAAUCCAAUCUCAGAGUACAUCAGAGAAUUCACACAGGGGAGAAACCCUAUAAAUGUGAUAAAUGUGGGAGAACUUUCAGUCAAAAAUCAAGCCUUAGAGAACAUCAGAAAGCCCACCCAGGGGAUUAAACGUAUGCAUAUAAAGAAUAUGAAAAAACUCUGAGCUGGAAAUCAAACCUCACAAUACAUAAAUGAACACACAGGAGAGAACUGUUAACAUAGUGAGCACUGGAAUUUCCUCUACAAUUUCAGCCUCCACCAAAUAUCAAAGAAUAGAAGAUAAAUUGUUGAAAUCUAUUUUAUAUGGGCAUUCUUUCAGCCAGAGCGCAGUCUUCUAUGGAUAUUACAGAACUCACACAGCAAAGAAACCCUAUAAAGAUAAUGAAUAUGGAAAAUACUCUUGUGAACUCACUCCUCAGAAAACUCAUGCUGCAGCAAAGCUCUGAGAAAGUAAUAAAAAUGUGAAAACUUCGUGCCAACAAUCAAAACUCAUUCACCAUCAGAGAAAUCACACAAUGACAAAAGCUAGAAUAUAAUAAGUGUAUGAUAAACUUUAAUGAAAAGUCAGUACAGCAGAAAAUACAUUCAAGAUAGAGACCUCAUAGUAUAUUAAAACAAACAAGAAAUGAAGUUAAUGGAUGUGGGAAAUUCUUCUGCCAUGUCAGCCCUCAUUUUAACUUACACAGAGGUAAUCCCUAUAUGUCAUAUAAUAACUAUUGAAAUGUUCACUAGUAAUCAUUUUCACUUCUCCCUCAUGCCACACCUGGCCUGAAUUUCUCAACCAUUCUCAUCUAAAUGGUGUCAUAUUGUUACCCUCUAGCUAGUGGAAUAUGGAGGUCAAUGACAGGUCUUAAAUACAUCAGUCAAAUUCUCAAUAUUUUCUUCUAUCCCUCAUUAGAAUGGAAUGGAGGAAAACCUUGGGACUCAGGCUCUGAUGAUAGAAAGUACAAGAUGGUAGGAACCUGGGUCAGAGAAGGACCCUGUGGCAUGGAGUUUUCUCCUCCAUGUACACAGUUGGACUUUUUGCAGUGAGGAAAUAAAUGUGUUCUCUGCUGAACUUCUAAAGGUUUGGGUAUACUUGGUACUGACAGAAACUCAACAACCCUCACAUAAUAAAACUUACGAGUAUGAUUUUUCAGGACAUCUGAACUCAGUGUAUGUCAGAAAAGUCACAUAGGACAAACCUCGGACAGCAUCCUGAAUGACCAUGGCUUUUAUCCCCAAAGUCUUCCUCAUCAGACAGGUAAUAUCAUAAGAAAUCUGACAUUUUAACAAAUGUAGGAAAUUCUUCACACACACAGACACACACUCACACGUACACACCCAAAAUAUCAUUAAAUGUAUGAUAAUUUAGUUUUGAAUGUGUAAAAGUUUUCAAAAAAUUAUCAUAUUUUAUAUCAGAGCUUGUUACAAGGAGAAAAUCUAUCAAUUUGAGAAAGGUAAGUAAUAGCCUUUAUCUAGAUAUUGCUUUAUCAGAACUGUUGUUUCAUAUAUAAUAUCAAAACUUUUAAUGAAACAUAAGACAUUCACUAUAAUAAAAAGCUUAAAAAGAACAAAAAACUGCAUAAACUGAAAAGCAGUGUUGCAAAUAUGUGAAUGUUUUGUGAGUUAUUGAUUGUUUAUGUAUGUAUAUGUGCAUGGUACUUACCAGGUAUUUGUUUUAUGUUUCUUAGACCUCAACAUUGCUGUAAGAGAAUUGUGUUCCCCUUGCUUUAUAACUACUUUUACAUAGCUACAAUUUGCCACAUGAAUAUUAAUAACAAACCUUUUACAGAAAAUACCUGAUAUCACAUUCCCUUUCUCCUGCUGCCUUCUAACAUGUCUGUCUAGUAAAGGCUGUUGUUACUAAACUGCCUCUUUUCAAAGAAGCCAGUGUCAACCAAUACAUUUCUCUCUGUUUUUUUCUAUGUGUGUCUCUCACACACAAAUACACAAGCAAAUAUAUAUAUAUAUAUAUAUCUUUAACAUCACUGAUUCUUUCCUAGCAGUGUUGAGUAUAAUAAUGGACCCUUGGAAGGCAUUCUUCAUUUAUGGUACUGUGUUUCAUUUUUAGCAUUUUAAUUUUAUUACAGUUUUUAUCUCUGUGCCACAGUUACCUACCUGAUACUGCGUGUUGUCUAGUUUUCCCACUGGAGUCACUUUAUAUGGCAUUUGGCAUCCUUUCUCUCAGUUAAAAAACUGCUUGGAUCUUUGUUUCUCUCUACAACCACCUAGUUUUCCAGAUAGCUUUUUUGCUCUGUGGCUUCAGAUAUCUAGUGCAUUGAAGAAAAGUUAAAGUCUUCCCAACUAUUUUCUUGUUUUAUGAAUAGAAGCAGUGCUCUUGCCUGCUCUCUAUUUCUCUGAGUUGUAACUGAACAUCAUCAGUUGUUUUUUGACAAAUGUUCCAGGGUAAUUUGAUGGGAAAAUGAUGAUUGUUUUCAAAAAUGAUGCUGCUGGGCGCGGUGGCUCACACCUGUAAUCCCAGCACUUUGGGAGGCCGAGGCGGGUGGAUCACAAGGUCAGGAGAUUGAGACCAUCCUGGCUAACAUGGUGAAAACCCAUCUCUACUAAAAAUACAAAAAAUUAGCCAGGCGUGGUGGCGGGCACCUGUAGUCCCAGCUGCUGGGAAGGCUGAGGCAAGAGAAUGGCGUGAACCCGGGAGGCAGAGCUUGCAGUGAGCUGAGAUCGCUCCACUGCACUCCAGCCUGGGCGACAGAGCAAGACUCUGUCUCAAAAAAAAAAAAAAAUGAUGCUAAGAUAAUUGUAAUUACUCCAUUCUCACACUGGUAUGAAGAAAUCCCCAAGACUGGGUAACUUGUAAAGGAAAAAGGUUUAAUUGACUCACAGUUCUGCAUGGCUGGGGAGGCCUCAGGAAACUUAUCAUCAUGGCAGAAGGCAAAGAAGCAGGCACCUUUUUUACAGGGCAGCGGAGUGAGUGCAGCAGGGCAAAUGCCAGAAUGCUAUAAAACCAUCAGAUCUCAUGAGACUCAGUCGCCAUCACAAGAACAGCAUGGGGAAAACUGUCCCCCAUGAUCAGUUACCUCCAGCUGGUCCUACCCUUAACAUGUGGGGAUUAUGGGGAUUACAAUUCAAGAUGAGAUUUUGGGUGGGGACACAGGCAAACUCUAUCAAUAAUGAUACUUAUAUAUUGUAAAUGCAACUUGAUCUUUACAACAUAAUUUAAAACUUAAAUCACAGAUCCAAACAAAAUCGCUAAAAGUACAAAAUUUACGAUAGAAAACAAAAGAAACUGACCGGAUGUGGUGGCUCACCUGUGUAAUCCCAGCACUUUGGGAAGCCAAGGCAGGAGAAUUGCUUGAAGCCAGGAGUUCAAGACCAUCCUGCACAACAUAAUGAGACCCUAUCUCUACAAAAAAUAAAAUUAACCAAGCAUAAUGGCACAUGCCUGUAGUCCUAGUCCUAGCUACUUGGGAGGCUGAGGUGGGAUUGCUUGUGCCCAGGAAUUUGAGGCUGUGGUGAACUGUGAUCAUGCCACUGUACUUCAGCCUGGGUGACCGAGCAAGACUUUCUGUCUCUUAAAAAAAAAAAAUGUUUAUAAUACAGAAAAGGCAGCUAUAAUGGACCAAAAAAAGGGAAAACAUUAAAAUAGAUAUUUCACUAAAAAUAUAUAAUUAGCCAAUAAAUACUAGAAACAAUGUCCAAAGCUUUGGUCAGCAAGAAAGUGCAUGUUCGUGUGAUAGCAAUACAAAUCCAUUUCAUAGUUCCUUAUAAAGAUAACAAUACUUUACCUACAACCAGCAAUUUUCAUUCUAGGCAUUUACCCCAGAGAAAGAUAAGAAUUCUAUGCAAAUGUUCAUAGAAUCUUUACUCAUAAUAACCCCAAAUUGUAAAUAAUUGGGUUAUUAACAGAAAAAUAUAUAAACAGUAAUAUUACCAUAUAAUGGAAUAGAGCUGUACAAGGAAGAAACUGCAAAUGCAUGCAGCAACACUGAUAAAUCUUCAGAUUGUGCAGAGCAAAAGAAGCCAGGCACAAGAGGGUAGAGCUGUAUUAUAUCCUAUUUAUAUAAAGUUCUAGGAAAGACAUCAAGUCUAGAGGGAUAGAAAGAAAGUGGACCAUUCAUUGCCAAAGGCUGGGGGCAGCGGGGUGUGAGGAUACACUGGUUAGAGGAAUAGAGAAAUGUUUUUAUUAUGAUGGAAUGUUCCAUAUAUAAAUGGUGGUGAUCUUUACAGAGCUGUGUAAGUUUUUAGAACCCAUCAAAAUAUACUAAAAAUUUGUCUACUUUGCAUAAAGUAUACGUCUAUACAGUUAACUUGUAAAAUAAUAAAAGUGAGUUUAGGGUCCCCAGUACGUUAUGAGACCCAGCAGAUUCUCAAUUUACUAAAUGGCUUAUUGACAUCACUAGAUUAUUCAUUCCCUUUCUUCCCAUAUGGUUGUGACCUUGGAAAGUCAGUUCUCCCUUAAUAUGUCUCAGUCUCCUCAUCACCAUAAUGAUGGUAAUUACCUACAGUCCUUUCUGAAAGAAUUGUCUGAGUUCAUCUGUGUCCGUUCCUUAAUACGUGGCACAGAAUAAGUGAGCAAUAGGUAAUAGUUAUUACCAUUACAUAUUUUACCAGUAUUAUUAAAAAUCAAAGGCCUGUGUUCCUUAAAAGAGCCUCAAGAAAGAUUAUAACUCACAAAACAAAAAGAUAAAUUAGGCCUAAAGGAGAUUCAGCCAUGAUGUGAUGGGGGUGUGUGAGUUCCUUAUACUAUAGUAACAUCAGUUUUUCUUUAACUCUCUGAUGAGACCGUUUCUGAAAAUUUUAAAACCUUGAGCCUUUUUUUCUGUCAACUGGCUGACAUGACUUAGCCCAGUUUGUAAGUGUUGAGUUCCCAAUAAAUUGCUUUUCCACAAAAAGCUCCUGCAUGACUUCAUGCACCCCCAGCCUUCCUCUCCUGGAAGUUUUAAGAAUCCAGAACUAAGCUGGAGUACUUUCAACCUUGGGUUUUUUUGUUACAUUCCAGGAGAGAAGUUACACACCAGAUAUGUAAAUACUCUAGAGAAAAAUCAUUUCAGGUAUUGAAGGAUAGCACACACCCACCCCUUAGCUUUUUUCAGCAUAUAAUGGCCACUCUUGCCUUGAGUUCUGUUUCCCGUUUACACUGGAGGUGAUUUCAGUUGUGUCCCAUGAUGCAUUUUACACAGGAACUGCAUUCUGAGUUAUCUAGGCAGUAGAAUCACAUCACAACAACUUCUAAAAGAAAAGAGAAUUCAGAGACUGGCAGUUGAGUUGGCCCUCAUCAUGGGCAAAAAGAAUGAAGUUUCCAUUAGCUAUGGUUUGAAUGUGUCCCGCCAAAGUUCAUAUGUUGGAAACUUAAUUCCUAUUGCAACAGCGCUCAGAUGUGGAACCUUAAAGAGGCGAUUAGGUCAUGAGUGCUCUGCCAUCAUGAAUGGAUUAAUUUCUCUAUCACAUGAGUGGGUUCAUUAUCAAGACAGUGACUUUGUUAUAAAAGCAAGUUCAGCCCUCUCAUGCUCUCUCAUGGGCACUCUCUCACAUGUGAUGCCUUCUGCCAUGUUAUGACAUAGCAAGAAGUCUCUCACCACAUGUGGCCCCUUGAUCUUGGAUUUUCCAGCCUCUCAAAGUGUUUUAAAAAAAAAAAAAAAAACUUUUAUUCUUUAUAAGCUACCCAGUUUCUGGUGUUCUGUUAAAACAGCACAAAAUGGACUAAAACAGCAUUCUUCACACAUGUCAGGACCUGAAAAAAAAAACAUCAUUUCAAGUAGUAAAGGGAACCCUGCCAGUGUGUAGAGUUCAUGGGGGCAUGACUUGGGCCAGGUUUUGAGAAUUCAUCUUCUGGGUUAGUGUAGAAUUUUAACAAGGAUUCUGAGAGGAGACUGACCUCAUAGAGGCCAUUCCAUAUUCCAAAGGGGAACAUUUUUAUCAGUGAUAAGGAUAUGACAGUACUGGUGAGGUGAGGUGAAGUUGAGCUGAGUGAUGACACAUAGGCAAUAUUUCAUUUGGUAGUAUAAUUUCUUUUCAUAUCAAAAUUACUGGAACAGGACAGAAGACAGACAAUAGUCACAACGUAUAGGAAAACAAAUACUGAAGUUUAUAUAUAAGUAUAUAACAAAACCAUUAAGUUGCCAUCAGUUUAAACUGCCAAACCUUUUUCCCUCACUAAUACUUUAUAUACACAUCUUUUUAAUGGGGAGUAGGGGCUCAGCUCAUUUUUCCAUUUGCAUCAUAUGCUUUGGUAACAUCCUUGGAAAAAGCAAAAUUGAGUGUUCACAUCACCAUAAGAGGAUGAAUAAUGUGUGAUGCUGGGACUGCAGGCCAAGUGCUUGUCUUCCAGAAGCACCAUGCCCCCCAAAAGUCCUGGGCAAGAUGUGCUUGGCACGGAUAACAUAAAGAUUGAUGUCUUCAACAUUUAUGCAGCCAAAAAACACAUGAAAAAAUGCUCAUCAUCACUGGCCAUCAGAGAAAUGCAAAUCAAAACCACAGUGAGAUACCAUCUCACACCAGUUAGAAUGGCCAUCAUUAAAAAAUCAGGAAACAACAGGUGCUGGAGAGGAUGUGGAGAAAUAGGAACACUUUUACACUGUUGGUGGGACUGUAAACUAGUUCAACCAUUGUGGAAGUCAGUGUGGCAAUUCCUCAGGGAUCUAGAACUAGAAAUACCAUUUGACCCAGCCAUCCCAUUACUGGGUAUAUACCCAAAGGACUAUAAAUCAUGCUGCUAUAAAGACACAUGCACACGUAUGUUUAUUGCGGCACUAUUCACAAUAGCAAAGAGUUGGAACCAACCCAAAUGUCCAACAACGAUAGACUGGAUUAAGAAAAUGUGGCACAUAUACACCAUGGAAUACUAUGCAGCCAUAAAAAAGGAUGAGUUCAUGUCCUUUGUAGGGACAUGGAUGAAACUGGAAAACAUCAUUCUCAGUAAACUAUCGCAAGGACAAAAAACCAAACACCGCAUGUUCUCACUCAUAGGUGGGAAUUGAACAAUGAGAACUCAUGGACACAGGAAGGGGAACAUCACACUCCGGGGACUGUUGUGGGGUUGGGGGAGGGGGGAGGGACAGCAUUAGGAGAUAUACCUAAUGCUAAAUGACGAGUUAAUUGGUGCAGGAAAUCAACAUGGCACGUGGAUGCAUAUGUAGCAAACCUGCACAUUGUGCACAUGUACCCUAAAACCUAAAGUAUAAUAAUAAAAAAAAAAAAGCCAAACAAAAAUUUGGAAGAAUGAUAAAGGA